AUGAGUUUUGUUAUCACGACGAAGGAAAUGGAAUACCAACUACCCGCCCCCCCGAUCAGUACUACAACUCCAGCGCCCCUGGGCCACCAAGUGCCGGUCGGGGUGAUGCAGGGAACUUUGACGCACGUCCAAACGACCCAGCAGGACGAAUCGCACAGGUGGACGCAAUACCAGCAGCUGUGGAGGCAGCAUGUUUACAUGAACGGAAACAGUAAACCACCCCAUCCGCACAGUCAUGGCCACACAACGAUCAAAGAUUUAACAGGAAAUAUAUUAGGAGAUGACAAAACUAAAGACGAUGGAGAGCUCUGGAACACAGUCGAAGCACAAACAGCUUUCCUCGGUCCAAAUCUUUGGGAUAAGACUUAUGAAACGGAUUUAAAGUACGUUGAUUUGGAUGAAUUCCUGUCAGAAAAUGGAGUUUCGAUGGACGGGCUAGGUAGUCAUGGCUCAUUAGGACCUUUAAACAGUUCUCAACCUUUACCAAAAAGAGAAAGGUCGCCCAGUCCCAGUGAUUGCAUGAGUCCUGACACUAUGAAUCCCCCUUCACCUGCCGACUCCAAUUUUUCUGAAGCUUUAUCUAUGGCUUCGAGUUGUCGAGACUUCGAUCCAAGGAAGAGAGUAUUUUCAGAUGAGGAACUGAAACCACAACCACUCAUCAAAAAGUCCCGCAAACAAUUUGUACCAGACGACCUUAAAGAUGACAAAUAUUGGGCGAGACGAAGGAAGAAUAACCUGGCUGCCAAAAGAUCACGUGACGCCCGUCGGAUGAAGGAAAAUCAAAUCGCACUUCGAGCUGGUUAUCUGGAGAAAGAGAAUAUUGGUCUUCGUCAAGAAUUAGAAAGAAUGAAAAAAGAAAAUUUAAUUUUAAAGAACAAAUUGUCAAAAUAUGAAGAUGUAUAAGUACCUGAAAGAACCAUUUUCCGCUGCAUAUUUCAUAAGAAGAAAAGAAGUAGUAUCCGGUCAAAUUAACACUUUUUCGAAAUCUACUUAUGCCGUGUUCUUUCAGAGGACAAAUCCAAACAUUUGUACAUAAACAUCCACAUUAUGUAGUAAUCAUGUAGUGUUAAGUUUAUUACUUGUAGUCAAACAUUAGUUUUUGUUUUUAGCAUGGUAUUAUCGAAUAUACUUGGUUAAUGUUAUUCUUAGCAUUCAAAAUCAAGCAAUUUGUCUCUAAAGUUAAAAAGAUAUUUUUAAAAUAAAAAAUAAUUAUAUGCAGAUGCGGUAAUGGUUAGAAAAUAUAAUUGCUAAUUAGUUUAAAUAAAGACUGUUGUGAAAGCUAUCCAAUAGGAAGCUUUGGUAUAGACUCCUCUAUUUUGGAUCAUGUAAAAUGAUUCCCCUUUAAACAAAGAAAAACAACCUCAUGAGUCAUAUUUCAAAUUGUGUUCAAACCAUGAACCAUAGUCAAACUUAUUGUUAACCACUAUAAUUUCAAUACAUUACGAGUACAGUAUGAAUUUGUCAACUAAUGUAUUUUUACCGAAAUUACAUAACCACCUAUUUAUCAUAUAUAACCUACAAUUUUACUAAUUUCUACAAUAACUCAUGCUCCUGAAUGUCUCGUAAAUUGAGUUUAGAUACAUUCACUGCUGUGUAGUUAAUAUAUACUGCUGAACAUACGGAAUAUUCUCAAAUACAUCUCGUAGAAGACAAAUUUACUAUAGGUAGUAAUUAAUUGAGCUAUGUAUUGUUGUAACAACACUAAUUGCUCUCAUGAUUUUGUCGUAAUUUUGGCAGUUACUUACUUCUUUAACACAGCCUUUAAUAUCCAUUUUAUCCUACUUUGCACUAUAGCCUGCUGGUAUACAGGUACCCUUUUUAUUUUAAUAUUCAUUAUUUCGCCUGGGUCUUUCGGUUUAUUUUCGUCAUCUCUUGUAUUUGUCAAUAUUUUUCGAAGAGCUUAUAGCAACAAGCUAUGUAUAUUGUCUGUUUUGUAUGAUUUUCGUUUUAGUUAUCUUUAAUUUUAAUAUGUCGAUUGGUCCCAGUUCUAGUUUACAAGUUUUACUAACUUAAAUAAGUUCAAUUAUUUUAUUCAAACCUAUUUGGCUACUAAGUCACAUUAUAUACCCUGCGUAACGGUAUGUGAUAUUACUUUUACUAUUAUUAUGUUAAAUUGCUUGUUAAUCUAGCUUGAUUUUACACUUCGAGUUAUCGUAUUUGAUCGUCAGUCUAUUAGAAUAUUUGUAGUGUACUACCUCGUUCCUGAAGUAAGACCAUCUUUCCUGAUUCACUACACUUUUCAGAUUGUUGCAUGCAUCUGUUCUUAUUUAGUUCGUCUUCUUACAUAUUCAUUCCUCCUUUAUUCUGGAGAUUAAUCAGCGUGAUUCAAAUUUUUAUAUAAUAAAUCAUUAAAAGCUUAUUUUUAUUGUUUAUUAGCAAUCAUUCUACAGGCCUUUGACACUUGGUCUUAAAAAAACCCUGUCCUUUUAUCAAACUCCUCCAAUAUGUCAUACAUUCUUAAUAAAAGCUAACAAUUUUCUAUGAGGAUCAUUUUCUCCUUUAUUAAUACUUGUUUUGCUAGUAUAUAGCCGCCUCAUGUCACUAACCAUUUCGAACUAACAUAGUACAAGUAUGGCCCUUUCUUUCUCUCUUCGUCUUACUGCCUGUAGCAUAAAUCAAUCUUCUACCUACGUUGUAUAGGGGUUUCCUUACUUGGCAGUAUCCAAUCACCAUCUCUGUGGCCACCUCUCAUCUCUUAAGAUUAAUUAGAUUAUACAAAAGCCCCUUGAUAAUAGUGUUAAUGAUUUUCUUCACAUGGGUUUAACACUGAAAGUUUCGCUAUUUGAUGUUAUGACUGUUUUCUAACCACUUUCUAAAUGAAUUUCAUUUCUAUUGACAUAUUUCAUAUAAUGUCGAAAAAUGGUUCUAGGCCUUCACAGAUUCUAAGGUAUGUUAUACCUUAUUGAUGUAAGUGAUUUUAUAAUGUCUACAGCUUUCCGCAGUUGGCGCAGUCGUUUGCUGAUUCAUAUUCAUUUUGUCAUCUGAUUCGGUCUAAGUUCUUAAUUACAUAUUGGAAUCUGAUUAGUAACGAUAUUUAUGCUGUAAAUCUUAGGAUUAUAUCACAUAGAUAUGAAAACUUUUCAAAUAAUUAGUUUCUACGUCUAUUUUCAAAAGUUCCUUCAACAAUUGUCUGUGCUGUUUUUGUUUGAUUAUAUGAGUAUGAAUGGCUUUCCUUUUUCUUCAUAAUGAUUUCUUCAGGGUUGUCUUGUUAAGAUUAUAUUGUUUGCAUUGGUAUUAAUAGUUAUUGGCAUAAACAAUGAAAGUUUAUAGACAGCUAUAAUACAGCAUUCUAUACAUUUUCAAAAAAUAAAAUUUAUAGUGAUUUCGUUAGUAGGGAAUACGAACCUUUGAUCAUUACUUGUGUCUGAGCUAUUUUGUACCCUGCACUAAUUAGAAGCGCACUUAAUAGUAGAUGAUACUACUUUUUUGGUAUUUUUAUAAAUUAAUUGGUAGGUAUAGUUCGUGAAGAUUUUAACAAAUUUUUGUAAGUUAAAGUUGAUGCAUAUGAAACAUGUAUAGACUUUAAAAAAAGAUACUUUUGGGAGACAAAUUGUUUGAUCAUACCAGUCAUAGACAGUUACCAUUUAUUGUUGCUGUGAACAUUUUUAUCUUUUUUGUUAUUGAUAUGUCAUUGUGGUCAUAUACAUUCUAUAUUAGAAUUGACCUAACUUAAAAUAUAUCGCCAAGUAUUUUUCGACAAAAACUAAAAACGUUUUUGAAACAUUGCUGCCUGUAAAAUGUGGUAGCUUCGUCUGUUAUACAAAUGCAGGUUAUUUCUUUUGUUGAUUGUUUUUAUGUUUAUAUAGUCUAUUUUUGGUUGAAGUUAGUUUACUAGGCUUUAAAACCAUUGUUGAAAUUAAACUAAAAUUGUUACAGGUUAAACACUAUAUAUUGAAUUAGAUUCUGCAUAUUUGUAGUUCAAAACAGUAAAUUAAUAUACGAGUAAUAAAAUCAAGAUCCAUUUUAAUUGCUAUUAUUUCAGUUAUUUCCCAACCUUAAAUCUUUGUAUCUCCAGAACUCUUCAAAACUGAUCUAUUCAGUCUAUAUAAGUAGGGAAAAGGCGGGCAAAAUGGGGUACUUCAAAUAGGAUUUAAAACAAAUCUGUAACGUUCAAGGUCUUGAAAUAAAGCAAAUAUCAUUG
Messenger RNA from Diabrotica balteata, 4141 nucleotides. The record is from the annotation of a GenBank genome assembly. NCBI's taxonomy places the organism in Eukaryota, Metazoa, Arthropoda, Insecta, Coleoptera, Chrysomelidae.